This is a messenger RNA of Epinephelus moara (kelp grouper), 1335 nucleotides long. RefSeq names its product transient receptor potential cation channel subfamily M member 1-like. NCBI's taxonomy places the organism in Eukaryota, Metazoa, Chordata, Actinopteri, Perciformes, Serranidae. Gene Ontology annotation, biological process: calcium ion transport into cytosol. The transcript is spliced from 9 exons. Bases 53 to 1222 code for a protein of 389 amino acids. The record is from RefSeq and is a predicted model, not a curated record. Gene Ontology annotation, molecular function: calcium channel activity.
AGAGACAGGAGGACAGAGCGAUGAAUGUGGAGGACAGCUGAACUCUAUCAACAUGGACAGCAGAGGGAGGAGAGGAACUAACGGAUCGUUCAAACGUUCGUCCAUCAAACGCAGCGCGUCGUCUGGAUCACAGAAGACUCAGAGAGUGUGGAUCGAGAGAACUUUCCAGAAGAGAGAAUGUAUCCAGAUUAUUCCCGGCAAAGACACCAGCAGGUGUGGUUGUGGUCAGUUGAUGGCGCAGCACACCUUGGUCCCUCCAGGGGCCAAAGAGGAGGGGGCCCCUGUGGUUCAGGUGGAGGUCCAGCCUGCAGAGAGGUGGAGUCCUCUGAAACACACCCAGACCUCGUCCACCGACGCCUACGGAGUCAUCGAGUUCCAGGGAGGAGGACACGUCAACAAGGCCAUGUACAUCCGGGUCUCGUAUGACUCCAAACCGGACCACCUGCUCCACCUGAUGGUGAAGGAGUGGCAGUUGGAGCUCCCCACGCUGCUGAUCUCGGUGCACGGAGGACUUCAGAACUUCGACCUGCCGCCAAAACUGAAGCAGGUUUUUGGAAAAGGACUGAUCAAAGCAGCGGUGACCACGGGAGCCUGGAUCUUCACCGGAGGAGUCAGCACUGGAGUGAUCCGUCAUGUCGGAGAUGCUCUCAAAGAUCAUUCGUCAAAGUCCAGAGGGAAAGUCUGCGCCAUUGGCAUCGCACCAUGGGGCAUCGUGGAGAACAAAGAGGACCUCAUUGGGAGAGACGUGAGUCGGCCCUAUCAGACCAUGUCUAACCCUCUCAGCAAGCUGUCUGUCCUGAACAGCAGCCACUCUCACUUCAUCCUGUCUGAUAACGGGACCAGUGGGAAGUACGGCGCCGAGGUGCGGCUCCGCCGUCAGCUGGAGAAACACAUUGCCCUGCAGAAGAUCAACACACGUUUGGGUCAGGGCGUCCCAGUGGUGUGUCUGAUCCUGGAGGGCGGGCCUAAUGUCAUCUCCAUCGUGUUGGAGAGUCUCAGGGAGGAGCCCCCGGUCCCUGUUGUUGUCUGUGAUGGCAGCGGUCGUGCCUCUGACAUCAUUUCCUUUGCACACAGAUACUGUGGCGAAGACGGGUUGCUGACUGACAGCGUCAAAGAUCAGCUGAUGGUCACCAUCCAGAAAACCUUCAACUACAGCCGCAGCCAGGCGCAGCAGAUCUUCAUCAUGGUGAUGGAGUGCAUGAAGAAGAGAGCGCUGACAUGAUUCUGAUGAACCUUCUGGCAUCAACGCCCUUGAAGAAAAGGAAAGGCACCUUGACACCUGCACCAGCCCUGUCUCCUGUCUCUGACUCCUGUGGCCCUCACAUCACCUGCUAC